Ceratotherium simum simum (southern white rhinoceros) is the source of this 282-nucleotide messenger RNA. The record is from RefSeq and is a predicted model, not a curated record. Lineage: Eukaryota; Metazoa; Chordata; Mammalia; Perissodactyla; Rhinocerotidae.
AUGGUGAAAGCUUUAAAUCUUUCCUCUAAGGGCCUGAAGCUGGAGAUGUUUCGGGUAACUUUCUACCUCAUCUUCCUUUUGGCUGUGUUCUGGAUUGCUAAUCAGGUUGAAUGGUUUGAGGACCAUGUUAUACAGCGCAAGAGGGAGCUGUGACCACCUGAGAAGGAGGGCUAGUCCCAAGAGCUGGAAGACUUCAAAGAGAGGAUAUGGAAGCAGCAGGAGCAGAAGCUCCUUCAAGCUGCCUGGCAGAGCUCCCGAGGCCUCCAAGUGCUUGAAUCCUAG